Molecule: messenger RNA, 2748 nt
Organism: Dicrocoelium dendriticum
Lineage: Eukaryota; Metazoa; Platyhelminthes; Trematoda; Plagiorchiida; Dicrocoeliidae
Source: the annotation of a GenBank genome assembly
AUGAACGACUGCACUGAGAAAUACACUGUACCACAUAGUUGCAUCUCGAGGCAGCGGGAAGAAUCUAGCUACAAAGAUCACACCGUGCUCUGCAACAACAGGAUGCGGUUACCUGAGAGAAGGGGUGGUCAACCCAGUGAUUGUGCCACAACAGAUUUUUGGAGUCAAAGUGUUCCACUACGGCGGACCCUGCCCGGAGCAGCGAUUUAUCCUUCGAUGGUGGUAGACGGGGACACUAAUUACGAUUCAUUACAUGUUUUCAUCAAAGAACACUCCCAAGAACCACAGUCAGAAUUUGAAAGAGCAGAGACGCAGCACCUACCAGUGGAGCCGAGGGGGCACAUGCAUUCUGAACGACGGACAUCACUGCACGGUAAAACGCUUCCAGCACGCAUGAGCCGUAACGAAACGAGAUAUCGAAAAUUGCAAGCACAAGUAUAUAACUUUUUGGAGCGACCAAAAACAUGGACAUCCUUUGUCUAUCACGGCCUGGUGUUCGCCUCCGUGUUCACAUGUCUAAUCCUGAGUGUGUUAUCCACUGUGGAUGAAUAUGCACAUUCCGCCAGUCGAAUUCUAUUGUAUAUGGAAUUGGCCAUUCUAUUUUGGUUCUUCGCUGAAUAUUGUAUUCGGUUGUGGAGUGCUGGCUGUCGCUCACGGUAUCAAACAUGGCAGGGUCGCUUCCAUUUUGCAAGACGGCCUUUCUGCAUCGUCGAUUUCGUUGUCAUUGUGGCAAGUGUGGUUGUCUUGGCUGUGGACUCCGAUCGUAAUAUGUUUGCUGCGAGCGCUCUUAGGGGUCUAAGGUUCUUUCAAAUUCUUCGCAUGAUUCGAAUGGACAGAAGAGGCGGAUCGUUCAAACUGUUAGCUAGUGUGGUUUGGGCACACCGCCAGGAACUAUUCACUACCAUGUAUAUUGGAUUUCUUGGAUUACUUUUCGCAUCUUUUCUCAUUUACCUGGUGGAGAAAAAAGAAAACGAGAAGAUCCGCACUUAUGCUGACGCCCUUUGGUGGGGUGUAGUCACCCUUUGUACUGUUGGGUACGGGGACACUGUGCCUAGAACCUGGUUGGGAAAAAUAAUCGCUGCUUUCUGUUCCUUGGCGGGGAUUUCCUUUUUCGCUUUACCUGCUGGAAUUCUGGGUAGCGGCUUUGCCCUCAAAGUACAACAACAUCAGCGUCAGAAACACCUGAUCCGUCGGCGAGUACCUGCAGCCACACUGAUCCAAUGUUUGUGGCGAUGUUAUGCUGCGGAUUCCAACUCAUCUUCUGUGGCUACUUGGAAGAUACAUACCAGACCUAUACGAAGACCUACAGGCCUAACAUCCUCUUAUUCGCUAAUGGAAAGGGGAGGAUUUUCGCGCUUAGCAAGAUUUUCCACAUUAAGACGGCGGCCGGACAAACCAAUCACAACAGGUGCUUCAAACUUCAAGUCCACCGAAUGGAUUGAAUCAGUCAAACGGGGCAUUCCGCACAUAACAUGCGACCAUGGCCAAAAUGACGAACCCCAGUCGUCCCCGCUGCACAGAGAAAUGAGUGAAAGUGCCACAUUAUUGCCAUACCAACCUUAUGCAAACAAACUGGAAACCUUGGGUGAAAAUUUGGUCGCUCAGCCCCGGCUUACACGGCAUGAAAGCGAUAAAGGUUUGAGUAACUUUGAAUUACCAAUGGUAGAUGCGCCGGAGGCAUUGGAUACAGAAGUUGAGCAGUUCAGCCCAAGGUCAAACAGUCCUGCCCCUUGGAAGUGGGCUAGUCGACGAUCUUAUACGCAUAAUACAGCGGAUGCAAAUGAAGUUUCAGAGGUCGGGUAUCUUGGUGAACGAAGUCCAUCGAUGACUCCCCGUGGUCUGACAGAACAAGACAAGACCGUAAUCAGGAUUGUUCGAAAGAUCCGAUUUUUGGUCGCAAGAAGAAAGUUUCGCGAGGCUCUACGGCCUUACGAUGUCAAGGAUGUGAUAGAGCAGUAUUCUGCCGGUCACCUUGAUAUGUUGUCCAGGGUGAAAACAUUGCAGUCUAGGGUGGACGAAAUUCUGGGUCGACAAAGCGGGAAACCGGAAGAUGUUUACAGUUCUCAUCAAAGUCUGGCAUCACGGAUUGUGAAAAUCGAACGAAAGAUUGACGCGAUUGAAAUGAAAAUCGAUCGACUUUCAAGUAUGUACAAGUCGGAUCGGAUGUUCCAGCAAUAUAAACAAGCCACAUCGACCCAGAGACGAUGUGGUCCUGAAGAGCAUCCACCAUCGUCCUCACACGAAUCCAGGGGAAACCAUACAGUAAUGUAUUCGAAUGUACAGAAAACGUCCCCAGUUUUCGCAACCUUACAGCACGAAGGUUUUGGCGGUGACACAAUGAAUGCUGUGGAGCAAGAGGCACUGGUUUUGUGCUUUGGCAACAAAACCGCUUACGAUUUUGUCGAAGAGUUAAUGGACUCUGAGCAUGUAAAUAGGUCGUCAAAAAUAAGUCAGUCGCAGUUUUGUCUCUCUCAAGAACGUCUUCCUCCCGUUGCACUCCCGCUGACUUUGAGCAUGGCAAGCGAACCGGGAGUCAAUACGCAGCUCAACACAGCACCGUUCAGAGAAAGUGUGUUAUUUGAACGGCGGUCGGAUAUGACGAGUCGCUGGAGCUGGACAGAGGGGAUGCUCGUAGAAAUACCCGGAAAUGCACUCAUUAAACGACGUCAAGGUAGCGUCAAGUUUUCGCGACCAAACAGGAUCAAAACCACUCAGUCUUUGGACCUCACAAAUACAACAUCGCGAUGA